Molecule: messenger RNA, 973 nt
Organism: Lactuca saligna
Lineage: Eukaryota; Viridiplantae; Streptophyta; Magnoliopsida; Asterales; Asteraceae
Source: the annotation of a GenBank genome assembly
GUUCUGUCUCAGACAUAUACAUGAGAACAUGAAGAAACAAUAGAGAACUAAGGAAUAUAAAGAUCACCUUUGGGAUUGUGCCACAGCUACAACAGUGCCAGAGUUUAACCAUUUCAUGCACCAAUUCAUUUUAUUUGACAAAUCAGCAUAUGAAUGGUUGAAGUCAAUACCACCACAACAUUGGGCAAAAAGCCAUUUCACAGGGAGAGCAACCACAGACAUGCUGUUAAACAACCUUUGUGAGGUGUUUAAUGGAAAGCUAGUUGAUGGGAGAGACAAACCAAUUAUUAGCUGUUUGGAGUUUAUUAGGGAAUAUAUGAUGAAGAGGAUAUGCAAUGUCCUCAGGGUGCAACAAAAGUGUUUAGGCCCACUCACCCCAACAGCAACAAAGAUCAUGGAGAAGAAUGAAGCAGCUGCUACUCAGUACAUUGCAGAAUGGUGUGGUGAUGAAAAAUACCAAGUCAAAGGCCCAUGGAAUGAUCAACAUGUUGUUGAUAUGCAUGAAAGGGUAUGCAGCUGCAGGAAAUGGGAAUUAACAGGUAUCCCUUGCAGACAUGUGAUUUAUGUGUUGUAUAACAAAGCAGAUCAUGGUGAGUGUGUACAAGAGCUCCAUACUUAUGUCCACAAGGUGCACUGGCUACAAACUUGGAAAACUGCAUAUGGGUACAAGGUGGAACCAAUUAAAGGUCGGGCAAUGUGGCCUAGAAGUGAGUGUCCAAUGCAGAUCACACCUCCCCCACACCGUAAUCAACCUGGGAGACCCAAGAGGAAGAGAAGGCAAUCCAUGGAGGAGAAAAGUCAAAGCAAGAGUCAAAGUCAGAGUCAAAGGUCAGAUGUUGGUCCCAGUGAGAUUCAUGGUCAUGGUCCACAUGGUGGUGGGAAACUAACAAGAAAGUUUGUUAGUGUGACUUGUAGUAAGUGUGGAAACAAAGGGCACAACUCCAGGACAUGCAAAGGUCAGGGAGGGACUUGA